This is a messenger RNA of Grosmannia clavigera kw1407, 279 nucleotides long. Its product is annotated as major facilitator superfamily transporter allantoate. The coding region runs from base 1 to 279 and encodes 92 amino acids. Gene Ontology annotation, molecular function: allantoate transmembrane transporter activity; dipeptide transmembrane transporter activity. NCBI's taxonomy places the organism in Eukaryota, Fungi, Ascomycota, Sordariomycetes, Ophiostomatales, Ophiostomataceae. The transcript has a single exon. Gene Ontology annotation, biological process: tripeptide transport; dipeptide transport; allantoate transport. The record is from RefSeq and is a predicted model, not a curated record. Gene Ontology annotation, cellular component: plasma membrane.
AUGGGCAUUUGGAUCGGUUCCGCCGGUCUUGGUUACGUAAUCGCUGGCACCAGCUUCAGCAUCGGGCAUAGCAAGUCUUCUCUUGCCAGCUGGAGACUGAUCUUUCUCGUCUGGGGUUCCAUUACCAUAGCUUGGGGUAAUGUGCUCGCCAUCUUCCUUCCUGGGUCCCCGAUGACGGCCAGGUUACUUGCCGAAAACGAGCGUACCUUGGCCGUCAACCGCCUCAAGAUUUACACUACUGGCCUGGAGAACAAGACUUUAAAAUAUAUCAGUUCAUAG